AUGGAAAGGUUGUCCGCAAAACUUCAGGAAAGACUUAGAGAGGAGGGCGCACACGCGGUUAUACGAUAUCUGGAAAGGAUCCUACAAUCCCACGGCAAAGCACAAUCUCAAUUGAUCAAGUAUCAUAUCAAGGUUUUCAUUGAAUCUGAGCAACACAAGUUGGAAGACUGUGCUUUCGAGAUCGAGGAACUCCUGGAACGUCAUCAGAUCUCUAUCGAUGAUACAGGUAGCAUCUUCAAGGAAACAUCUGCUGCGGGUCGCAGAAGAAGGGACUUGAAGAGUAUUGAGGAACAUUGGGAUCGGGAACUCAUUGAUCAUUACCAAUGGGACAAGGAGAGUGGUCGCUUUCUUAUGGCUCUCGCAAAGAUUGCUUCUCAGCUCACCGUAUGGAGGACGGACGCCGCCCCUCUGUUUAGUCGUCUGAUUUUCAACGAUUUGACCCUUGGAAAUUGGGGCAAGAUUGGUAACUGUCCCGAGAGACCUAUCAAGACGAGACAUGUGAACAAGCUGCGGGAACAUGUGGAUCCAAAUUAUGUCAAGGAUAACAAGAAGGCGGUAUCGAACUCCCCAGCGCCUCCUUUGAUCCCACUCCACGAGGAGGAGGUACGUCGUAACAACCUGAAGCUCGAUACCUAUAAUCUUCUCAUUGCAAACAGCGGACUGGAGUCAAAUGAGCCAACAGAAAAUGUAUCGAGUAUAAGUUGUGCCGAGAUUUUAGUUCUAUCGAAUCAUGGCAGCACGGUCAGUCCGACCGAAACAGCGUGGCAGAUCAAUGAUGGAGAGCGCCCAGCGGCAGACUUAACUACCGACACAGACGAUUGUCCCAGAGGUUCAUCCGGCGUUCCUACAACAACACCGCCAGCCAUGAUGACUGUUGACAUGGACAGCGUCGCUGCAUUUGACACUAGUUCAUCCAUUACGGAUAGCGAGGGUGGUGUCAAGUUUACGCCAUUCGGAGAACAGCGAACCGGCUUUGAACCUGAGUCUCGAGAAAAUGACAAGUCUGCUUCACGAUACAGGGACUCCUGGGAUUUGAGAAAGGGCGAGAAAGGUAUGCUAGAUGCGGUUGUUGCAGAGGUAAUAAGAUUGAGGAAAGAACUGUUUGCAAUCACUGAAGAGGACCGGAAUCGUCAAGAAAGUCUGUUGGCCAAGAUCGCCGAAGCCUCGCGUAUACCAAAUCCUAGGGAUGGCCUAAUGACAGAGGAGAUGUGCUCUUCACUCUUCGCAGAGCAUAGUGCGCGGAUGAUCGAGACCAAGCAAGAGGAUAUUCUCUCCGGUUUCUACAAUCACCUAUCGGGCCAGCAAGUGGAAGUUGGCAGAAAACUUGAGAUGGCGAUCUCCAGAAUACGGCAAGAGUUAUCUGAUGCAUCGUUGUCGGAUCGGAAGGAGAUAGUCGAAGCAAUCGAAUCGCGAACACAAAGAGAUUUGCAGAUAUCGUACGACGCGACGAUCAAACGUCUUGGAGGAGUCGAAAAACAGUUGAGAGAUCGUUUCGCCCGUGCCGGUCUCGGAAUAGUUGAUGAACUCAAGAGUGUCCAAGAAAUGGGUAUGGAAGUCACAAACAAGCUUUCGAGGAAAUGGAGGGAGAAUUCAGCCCAGAUGGCUCAGAGUCAGAUGCAGAAUGUUGACAAACUCAGAUCCGAUAUCCUCGGGAAAUUUUCACACAUGCAAAAGCAUGCGAUGAGGCUGGAGCAGGAAGUGCGAGAUCUUCGAAGAGCUUUCGAGUCACGGAAGGAUGGUAGUCCCGAAACACAAUCCAAAGAUAUCUUGCUCAACAUGCGGGAUGAAGCUGAGAGUCAGAUGCAGGCGGAUAUCAAAGAAGGAAUCUCACAAAUGCAGCAAACCCUGACUAAACACAGGCAGAUACAGCAAACGCUGAUCGAACACAUGCAGAUGCAACUUGGGAUGAAUGAGAAGACUCAGGCGUUCCAAGAUCAACAAGUGAUCAAUCUAACAGGAGUCAAGUCCCAGCUCGAUGCCAUGGUCUCGAAGCCACCAAUUUCAGAGGAAGCAGUGACGAGCCUGAAGCAAGCAGCGCAGUAUCUCCACGAAAUCGGCGAGAAACUUGGAAAACUGCAGGAUGAUCCAGAAAUCACGGAGAUUCCGCUGGAUGUACAGGAUAGUCGAGCCGACUUUGUAGAGAGCGAUGGGCCAUGUGGCACCCUAGAGAGAUUUUGGCGUGCUGUCGAUGUACCGGAAGCCUUGGAUGGAACUGGAUAUGUCACUUCCACACCAGCUCACGAAACCCAAGUCCGAAACUUUGGGGAAAGUCGCAGGGACGACCUGACGUUAGACAAGUCCAAUUGUUCCGGCUUCUCCAUACCAUCAGCGUCCUGGCCGGAGCGUGAAUCCGAAUCGUCGCAAACUCAGGGUGGACAUGGCGUCGACGAGCUUAGACAAGGUGAAAAUGAACGAAAAUUGGACUCUAUUGCAGAACCAGAAAGACAGAUUGAGUCUUCGGAGAACCAUCUCGUCCAGUCAGAUACUGCGUCUCCCGCAGCGCACUGUGGUCAGACGGCAACCAGUCUCCCUACUCAGAGACCUGCCUCGCAUCCACAAGCUUCAACGCAUCGACGGAACAUCGCGCAGUCUCCCUCGAAAACGUACCAGGGCUUCCAAAUGAGCGCUACUGAUGUCCCAACGAGAGAGAGGAGUCCGGAGCAGCCUUCAUCACUACCACCAGAGAGAAGAUGUGGUGAGAAGAGGCCAAGAGAGGAGGAUACUGUGGGGCAUCAGGGUAUCAAAAUGAAAGCCUCAAGACUGACAGUGCCUCUAGAGCGCACUGGGAAUGAUCAUAAUCCGGAUCUAUUUUAUGGUGAGGAUGAGAGGAUCGCGAGUGUGGCCGACAUCCAGAUGGCAGAUUCUCCUACUUCUGAUGAUCAGCCCUCCGGUCCUCAGGAAGAUCAUGCAUCCGAACCUGACUAUGAUACAGACAAUGCUGCGAACCUCAAUGAGAGUGAUGUAGAGUCCGUCAAAAGCGUUUGGCGAUCUAGAGUACAAGAGCAUAAAGCGGCAAGACAGAUGAAUCGGUACAUCAUCGACAAUGCACGGAAGGAAAUACGUUCUGAAUUACGCCAUCCAGAGACCAGAUUCAAUGGAAGAUACGAGGAUAGUUCCACGUUCACUCUAAGUGAUCGGGCUUCACAAUAUCCUAGCAGAGAAGAAAUCUCCGCCUCGGCGUUUCUGCCCACUCUUACUGCACAAGAGUUCGCUUCUUUGGAGGUUGCGAAGCAACCAGGUACCAUGGAGCAGCUACAUGAUCAGGAAAACCCCAGACAGCUCUCAAUGUCACCACGCACAACAAGUAGGGAAGGGCAUAAGGCAGGAAACCACAUUGAUAGCGACAGUCGUGAUCUAGAACCAGUCUCGCGAGGACAGGUCACACCUGAAAAGCUCAACGAAGAGACCGGGACCAGACCCAUGCACUCUUCUCACAUGAGCAAUAUCAUAAGCCGGGCUUUCAUGUAUGGUAGAUCUGCUCAACCAAGUGGAUCCGUUGGUCAAGACAGUAUGAUCUUGCCGACCGGUGGCGACAUCGAUGAGGUAGAUAUCGCAGUACCGCUCCAUCUGAUAGAGAGAAGCCAGUCUCCUGUAUCACGAGUGGGGCACAAUCUGCAAGUAUACAACUUCACUCAACCGCAGCAUUCCCUGGUCAACAGUCAGCACGAUGGCAGAACAUUGUCUGGUAUGGAUGGAGAUCGUUUGAACCGUGGUACCGAGGACAAUGGACUGAAACAGGUUGUGCGAUCUCUCGUUGACAGUGACGAUGUAGAGUUGAUAAAAGAAACUCGUCUGCCCGAUGCAAGGAGCGUGGGUCACGAACACAUAUUGGUCGCUCCUGCAAGGGAUGAUGGAUUGAGUGGUACGACCUGUAGCCCGGCCCCCAGCAGCCCUCAGCACAUAGCUAGCCCCGGCUCCGUCUUGCCAGAUGCAUCGAUAAAAUCUUCUACGGUCCUUGCAAAUGGUAAAACUUGCGCAGCAGAUAACCACCAACAGAAAGCGCUCGACUUGGCGCCCUCCUCAACACGUCAGAGCAACUUUUCAAUUGACCCUAUUGAAUCUGGAGAACAGGCUGAGCUGGGAAGUGUGCCUGAUUCAGAGAGUCACGUUGAGUUUGCAAGCAUCGAUCCUUUCUGUCAGACUAGAUCAGAGAUGGAACUCUGA
This is a messenger RNA of Aureobasidium melanogenum CBS 110374, 4164 nucleotides long. RefSeq lists its product as uncharacterized. The record is from RefSeq and is a predicted model, not a curated record. The transcript is spliced from 6 exons. NCBI's taxonomy places the organism in Eukaryota, Fungi, Ascomycota, Dothideomycetes, Dothideales, Saccotheciaceae. Bases 1 to 4164 code for a protein of 1387 amino acids.